Molecule: messenger RNA, 381 nt
Organism: Lathyrus sativus (Indian pea)
Lineage: Eukaryota; Viridiplantae; Streptophyta; Magnoliopsida; Fabales; Fabaceae
Source: the annotation of a GenBank genome assembly
AUGGCAGGCAGCGUGUCACUACUUGUGGCUUGGAUAUUCCAGCGCUUUCCCAUGAUCGUCGGGUGGGGGAGUGCGCCUGAUUACACAGAGCUGAUGCCGCAUGCCCGUGCCUUUCUCCCGCUCAGGGGGAACCAGGCGGUCGAUCCUUACAGAGUCUAUCUCGAUCGCCUGGCCGCCGAGGACAUCCGCUACGACGUCUAUGCUGAUCACCAUGUGACGCGCCCAUUUGAUGACAUCUCACUAUUCUCAGGAUGCUUGACAUGCAGUUCGACCAUCAUUGUUCCAUAUUUGGCUGAUUGCGUCAUGCGAAAGUUCGGGUACACACAUGGUACUGGACGAGGCUCGGGCGACCAGAGCGCCGAGAGACUAGAGCUGCGUUGA